Acanthosepion pharaonis is the source of this 567-nucleotide messenger RNA. NCBI's taxonomy places the organism in Eukaryota, Metazoa, Mollusca, Cephalopoda, Sepiida, Sepiidae. The record is from the annotation of a GenBank genome assembly.
AUGUCAUUAUCUAUCUAUCUAUCUAUCUAUCUAUCUAUCUAUCUAUCUGAGUUUAUUCAUGUAUAUUUAUCACUCUCUUUCGUUAUUAAUCUAUUGGACAUCUGCGUUUAUGUUUUCAAUUUUGAGCAUUCAUCUAUCUAUCUAUCUAUCUAUCUAUCUAUCUAUCUAUCUAUCGAUUUAUAUUCAUAUUUACAUCAACCUGCUACUAUUUACCUGUUUGCCUUUACUACCUCUCCACACGGUAGAAUGCAACAGCUAGAUGAUGUUAUGUUUGAAACUGGUUAUGUUGCGAACUGGACACGACUCGAUACAAAUUUACGGGUAAUCCACGCACUGCUAUCUACCGCUUUCUCGUCGCGGGUCUAUAUAACCUUACUCGUUUGCAUACCAGAGCACUUGAGGAAUUUCUUUGAGGAACUAGCAGGAAAGCCUCUACAGCCAACCUCAAACGGCACCAGGCAGUUUUAUCCCGUCUUCAGGCCGCAGCCACUCGUUUCUCAUACAGAAGCCGCUUUCUAUCGUGAUCCUCUUCAAUCCCUUCCUCCUAUGCCACCGUAUGCUCACUAA